Messenger RNA from Pocillopora damicornis (cauliflower coral), 514 nucleotides. RefSeq names its product small ribosomal subunit protein eS12. Gene Ontology annotation, biological process: translation. NCBI's taxonomy places the organism in Eukaryota, Metazoa, Cnidaria, Anthozoa, Scleractinia, Pocilloporidae. The record is from RefSeq and is a predicted model, not a curated record. Gene Ontology annotation, cellular component: ribosome. Gene Ontology annotation, molecular function: structural constituent of ribosome.
UUAUUUUCAACAGUAAGGAGUUCCGCUCUGAGUAUCAAACAUGUCUGACGCGGAAGGAGAUGAUGUGCCUACCACAACCAGUGUUGGUGAAAUGGAUGUUAACACAGCUCUUCAGGAAGUUUUGAAGACUGCCCUGGUUCACAAUGGCUUGGCCCGUGGCCUGCACGAAGCUGCUAAGGCUUUGGAUAGGCGUCAGGCUCAUCUUUGUGUCCUGGCUAACAACUGUGAUGAAGCACAGUAUGUUAAGCUUGUUGAGGCCCUGUGCACUGAACACAAUAUCAACCUUUUGAAGGUUGAUGACAACAAGAAACUUGGAGAAUGGGCUGGUCUCUGCAAGAUUGACAAAGAGGGAAAAGCUAGGAAAGUUGUCAGCUGUAGCUGUGUUGCUGUUAAGGACUAUGGAAAGGAAGGUCAAGCUCAUGAUGUUAUCAUGCAGUAUUUCAAGAGCAAGCGGGGCACAUAAAUCUUACAUUGACUUGAUUGCUUACCAAAGAAAUAAAAAAGUGUUAACUUA